AUGUGGCCGGAUGGCACGGAGUAUGUCGGGCAGUGGCGCGAGGGCCGUGCCAGCGGCGUCGGGUGCAUCAAGCACAGUGACGGCGACUGCUACACUGGCCAAUGGGUCAACGGCCGUGCUCAUGGCUUGGGGGUGUAUCGUUUCCAGGAUGGUGCGGCCAGCUACGAAGGCCAAUUUCGCUGCGACCACCGUGACGGAUUGGGAGUAGAGCGAUGGGUGGAUGGCUCCUGCUACGCUGGCGGCUUCCUGCAGGGUAGAAAAAGCGGUUUCGGGUCCAACAAGUGGCCAGACGGAACCGUAUACCACGGCAGCUGGCGCGAAAACUCGCCGUCGGGCCCUGGAGAGUAUACUCUCAGUGGAGGUCCCAGCUUCCGUGGCCAGUGGGAAAACUCCAUGCCACAUGGUGUUGGUGUCUACCAGUGGCCGGACGGAAGAACGUACGCAGGUGGAUACCACUUCGACAAGAAGGAGGGCUUCGGUGUCUUCACCGAUGCUGACGGCAGUGUGCGUCAGGGCUACUGGAGCAAUGGUGAGCUGGUGGAGUAG
This is a messenger RNA of Symbiodinium necroappetens, 546 nucleotides long. Lineage: Eukaryota; Dinophyceae; Suessiales; Symbiodiniaceae. The record is from the annotation of a GenBank genome assembly.